CAACCGGGCAGGGGAGCCGGAAGUACUGCGCUGAAGCCCAUUGAUAGCACUCGGGGGGGCUUGGUGAGCAGCAAGCGGCCGGUGCCGGACCGGAGAGGGGCGACUCCUCCGCGAAGAUCCCGCGUUGGCGAGAGGAGCCGUAAAGGGGAGCGACCCCCCCCCGCGCGUAGUCGCUGACCGACCUCUUUCCCCCGCCCCCCGGCGGAGCGGUGGCCCCUCGCAGCGCAUACACUUCCCGGCAAGGGGAAGAGCUGAACUUCCUGUGCCUUCUCGCCACGAAAGAGGUACCCACGGAGUGAAGACUUGGUCCCCCCAAGCCCGGCGAGCAGCGGGCACAGAAACUCCCCUGCUCUGUGGUGGGGAAAGCUGAACAGCCCCCUGCCUUGAAAGCCUGUGCCUGGGCGCGAGGAGAGUUGCGCAUGCCCAUCCCGCGCUGGCCUGCGGUGGGCAGAGCUGGGAACUUGCGUCCCAAGUGACUUGCAGUGGGCAGGAGCUGCUCUUUGCCAUUGUAAGAUUGUUGGGGAACAGUGGAUCCCCUGUCCAAAAAAAAUCCGGACUUCGUGUGCAACAUGAGCCCAACCAUCUCUUACAAGGACAGCAGCCGGCAGCGCCGGCCUGGCAGCUACCACCAGUCCAUGGACAUGGAGAUCAAGCCUCCACCACCAGCUCUGUACAUGGAUAAUCACACUGAAAGACUAGGAGAAGAUGACACAGAGGCACUGCUCCAGGAGCAUAACUCACCAUCCUACAUGGUGCCCCGGGGAUAUCGGGCAGAACUGGGUAGUAUCCUGCUCCUCCUUUUUCUCUAUGUACUACAGGGUAUCCCAUUGGGGCUGGCAGGCAGCAUCCCACUCAUCUUACAGAGCAAGAAUGUCAGCUAUAAGGACCAGGCUUUUUUCAGCUUUGUCUUUUGGCCUUUCAGUCUCAAGCUGCUCUGGGCCCCAUUGGUGGAUGCAGUCUAUUUCAAGAGCUUUGGCCGCCGCAAGUCCUGGCUUGUGCCCACUCAGUACAUCCUGGGGUUUUUUAUGAUGUACCUGUCCACACAGGUAGACUUCCUGUUAGGCGAUGUGGAGGGCAAGAGUCCUGAUGUGGUGGCCCUCACUGUGACUUUCUUUUUGUUUGAGUUCCUGGCCGCCACACAGGACAUUGCUGUGGAUGGCUGGGCACUGACUAUGUUGUCACGGGAAAAUGUGGGCUAUGCUUCCACUUGUAACUCUGUUGGCCAAACAGCUGGUUAUUUUUUGGGAAAUGUCUUGUUCUUGGCCCUUGAAUCUGCCUCCUUCUGUAACAAAUAUUUGCGGUUUCAACCUCAACCCAAAGGAAUUGUUACCCUUUCAGAUUUCCUAUUUUUCUGGGGAGCUGUCUUCUUAAUAACUACUACUUUAGUGGCCCUCUUGAAAAAGGAAAACAAGGAAGUAACACCAUCAAAAGAAGAAACAAAAGGCAUCACUGAUACAUACAAACUGCUCUUCUCGAUAGUAAGAAUGCCAGCAGUUCUUACUUUCUGUGUCCUGAUUUUAACAGCAAAAGUUGGCUUCUCAGCAGCGGAUGCAGUAACAGGACUUAAAUUGGUGGAAGAAGGAGUACCUAAAGAACACUUAGCUCUACUAGCUGUUCCAAUAGUACCUUUACAGAUAAUAUUGCCUCUGAUCAUCAGCAAAUACACAGCAGGUCCACAGCCACUGAACACAUUUUACAAAGCUAUGCCUUUUAGGUUACUGAUAGGCUUGGGAUUUGCUCUUUUGGUUUGGUGGACUCCUAAAGUACAACAUGAAGGAGGAUUUCCUAUCUAUUACUAUAUUGUGGUGUUGCUGAGUUAUGCUUUACAUCAGAUUACGUUGUACAGCAUGUAUGUUGCUAUAAUGGCUUUCAAUGCCAAAGUUAGUGAUCCACUGAUUGGAGGAACGUAUAUGACACUUCUAAAUACUGUGUCGAAUCUGGGAGGAAACUGGCCUGCCACGGUAGCUCUUUGGCUUGUUGAUCCACUUACAGUGAAAGAGUGUAUAGGCGCACAGGAACAGAGUUGUGGAACUACAGCUGCUGCAGAACUCUGUACAAAACUUGGUGGCUCUUGUGUUACGACCCUGGAUGGUUAUUAUGUAGAAUCCAUAAUAUGCGUUGCUCUGGGAUUUGUCUGGUGGUUCCUUCUUGGGCCAAAACUUAAAAAGCUGCAAGAUGAAGGACAAUCUUCAUGGAAAUGCAAGAGGACCAAUUGAUGUAAUUUAAAUACUGGAUGGAACUAGCAAGUCGUUAGAGCUUAGUUUUAGUGCAGAGACAUUUCAUACUCAUUAAACAGGAAUAUACAUAUUUUUAAAAUGCCAAAUGGUUGGGAAAACUAAGACCACUAAAAGUGGCAUUUGUGUAUGUAAUACCAUUUGCUCUGUGUGAAAAUCUAGUUAAGGUCAGAAAAGUAAUUCUCAAAAAUGGCAAGUUUGUACUACACAUUUAUGUCCUCUAGCUUCAGAGUCAUGGCUGCCUUUAUCUGUUUAGACCAGCAACACUUAAAUUGCAGUGCAGUAGCUAUAGAGGAGCAAACUGUUCCAUAUGUAUAUAUCAAAAUCAGCAUUUUCAGCUAAGUUGUGUUCUCUUUUUAAAAAAAGAAAGUUAAGCAGAAACAAUUUUGGCUUGAUCAAUUAACAAGUUGGCCUUGGGAGUGCUGUAAUUUAAAAGAAUAUUUAAUUUGUAAACUAAGCAUAUAUAAAAUAGCAGUGAUUGAGGAAGAGUAAAUGUAGAACACACAUGUCAUUUUCUUAUCACUUUCCUGACCACAACCACACUUCAAUGGUUGAAACAGUGUGUUUAAAAGCCUCUUUUAAAUGUAUUUUCUGGCUUUUAUAAGCUUUAAAGAUUUAUAAGAAACAAUAUUUUUUUAUAGAUUUGAAAGGUUUUUAAUUUAUUGUCUCUUGUUUCAAGGCACUUUGUUUCAAAAAGUAGAUCAGUUUUUUUUUUUUUUUUGCAGUAAAAGUAGUAUGAGGUGGGAUUUAUGUGAUGAGUGCUGCACAGUGCCCUUAGUAAGCCUUGAGUGUUGAAGGGUCAGAUCGAGUGUUGAAGCUUUUGUGUGUUAAAGGCUAAGCUUCAAAAUAAUAAAAGCUGGCAUAAUCCUUACUGGGUUCUGUUCGCAUUUGUGAGGGAGAAAUGUGACUGGCUGUGUAGUUCUUGUAUUACGUGAGAAUUGGAACAUACAGAUUAAAAAAUGAGUGAGAAGUCAUAAACAUUUAUGUAUAGUCUAAAGAGAAGGGUGAACAAAAGACAUUCAGUGCCUUUGAAAGAUGUAGUCUGUGGUGAUGAUAAAAUUGCUCAUUACAGCACAUUAACCGGUUAAGAAAUAGGUUGUAACUAACUGUACAAACAUCAUCUAUAACAAUUCCUUCAAAAAUUCAUAAACUGGUACUUUCUAAUUGAGAUUUGCUUGCUACAUUCAUUAUCAGCAGAUGAAUUAGUUUCUUGAGUGCCUUAGUUAUGCACAGCGUGCUGUAUAUCCAAUGAAAAGGCACUUGUGUAUUUUGUCGGAGGUAUGUUAUACAUCAUUACUUCAAUUGAAUAAUAUUAAAAAUACCUUUUUAAAGGUGAUAGGUUAAUAUCUGAUUCUCUAUAAUACUCAAUUAAAUAUCAGAUGUUCCACCUGUCUUGUGUGCUUUUAAUAUUUUUAAAGAAAAUAAUUUUUUUGCUGACAUAAAUUAACAUUAAUUCUUGAUUCUAAUUGAAUUAGGAUUAAACAUAAUGGUAGGGUUUUUAUUCAGGUCUGGGGAGUAAAAGAUUAUUGGUAACAGUUGGGAGAGAAGGGUGGGUGGGUUGGUUGGUUUGUUUGAGUACCAAAGAUUGCUCCCCUACCUCCUUCCACCCUCACCCACAAUAAAAAAAUAAGCUUGCAUUUGGCUGGAUGUCAUCAGAGAACACAAGUGCAGAAUUGAGAUAUAGCUGGAGUUCUGAACUCCAGUUUCCUCUUGCUGCAGUGUGUUGGUCCAAUUUAACAAUAGCAUAUUAUCUGUAUCUUAAUUCUCUUAAAAUAACUGAUUAAGAAAUCAAGCCUACUGACUUGAAUAUAAAAGCACAGCUCUCGCAUGAAAUAUUUUCAUUUUCCAAAAUCUUUAAGAUAAAGUUUAAAUUAUUUGGGUUAAUUUAAAUCCAUUGCUGUCUGCUGGAUAAGUGCAAACAGAACAUACUGCCAGCUUUAGUAGCAUAGAAAAGCAGUUGUCAGUUUUCAGCCAUGACCAAAAGUCCUCUAAUGGCUUGAAUAUGGCUUUUACUUUUUGCCUGCUUUUGCAAAAACUUAUGGACUGCAGAAUAUAUACAACUAAAUGCAGACAUUUUUCCAGUUGGCCCUCCUUUUGCAAUUCUGUAUUACUGUUUUUACAUGUGCCAAGAUGAUUUAUUAAUAAAAUAUUUUGUAUUUGAAGUAGCUUAAUCAUCAGAGCAACUUUGCAAUUUCUAAAUAAAACCUAAAACCAAAAUCAAUAGUAAAACAAAGUAAUGUAUUUGAAAUGUACUUUCUUUAGGUAAAAGACAUAGUUUAAUAACUACUUUCAAUGUCUGGUCUGUCAAAUGAAGGAAUAUCUUGUGCUGUGUUUUAACAUAGCUUAAAUUGGAAAUGCUGCAGUUAUAACGUUUGAGUGGCAGAUUGCUAAAUGAUCCUGUUAAUGGUACAUGCUUUCUCUCUCAUAAAGAGGAAUACAUCUAGAUGUGCACAGAUUUCAACUGGCAUGAUGAGAAAACUUACUACUUAAUAUUUAAAUGGGAAAUUGGAGAAAGUGAAGGACAUUCUAGGUACUAUUAUGUGGAAACAUUGCAUAAUGUAAAUGGGUAAAUAUAUUGCCUCUUAGUCAAUAGAUGUUUUAUGGCACCAAGUAAAUAAACUUUUUCCCCCAGUAUACCUAGGGAGCAUCAUGACUAGUGAUCUUUGGACAUGGGCACAUCUAACUCAUUAGUCUGAAUCUAGUUCUGGAUUGAAGUGAUCAGAAGUCAUUAUCAUUUAUCGUCUAUAAUAAGGAUAUCAGCCAAAUAAGUUGGUGUUCUCAGACCCUUUCUUAGUAGGUAGGUGGUCUUGUCAUAAAUAUCAAGCACUCUUGUUUGGCAGUCACAGCAAAGAGCUGAAGGAUUGAUGGGCCAUGUAAACUGAAGUUAUCUGCUUUGUUUCUAGAUAUCUCUCCAGAACAGCGUUGAGGUGCAUUGGUUGGGCAGCGUGGGAAUGUUCUUGUAUCCAUUUUGUAAAGAGAUUUUUUUAUUAUUAUUAUAAUAAUGCUGUCAGUCCAAUACCCUUUCACAAGCAUUUAAACUUUUUCCUCUUUUUAAAUUAACAAUUAGUGUCUCAAGUUGCUUAGAAAUACUUUAUUCUUAACUAGAACUCAAGUAGAUUAGGGCUAUUCCCAACUUUUGUCAUCUACCAAUAAUAGCGAGUUUUCUGCAAAGUUGUAAUAUUUCAUUGUAGUUUUGUGAAAUUACAUUAAAAGCUACCUGAAAACAAACACCCCCGUGAUCUGAAAUAUGGUAUAAAUAUAUAACUGACUGAUAAAGGAUGGUGUAGAGAUCUCGAGUCUUGAUAAAACAGAACAGGGAGAUGUUAGACUGGGGUUUCUCAAUUUUUAUGAGCCAGGCCCCCUCCGCCCCCCAACUUUUUUAAUAUUGAAGCCUCGCUUCACAAAAUGGGAUUUUCUAAUAUAAUCAGGAUGGAACUGGAGCUAUUAAUAUAUUGAUUCUAAUAAAGGAGAUGCUACUUUACAUAAAUCAGACAGCAAGAUCAACAGACUAAUUGUGCAUAGGCUAGGAAACCUUGUAAAAGCCUUAACCUUAAUACCCAGGGCAGUAUUUCUCAAUGUCAGCAUCGAAGAGUGCUAAUGGGCGCUGCAACCCUGUGUGCCAGGUCACAAUGCGACUUGUUCAAAUUUGGCCCCCAGAUGACUUUCUGUCAUGAUGGAGGGGUGGCCAACCCGAAUUUGAGUGGCUGCAAUCCUGUGUGUCAGGUCACAAUGUUGCUCACUCAUGUCGUCAUAAUGCCACUCAUUCAAAUUUGGCCUGGCCCUCCCUCAGGAUUGAGGGGUGGCCAAGCAAAAUUUGAGUGAGUGGCACUGUGAAUGAGUAAGAAGACUUGCUGCUGGCCCCACCCCUAUGUUGAGAACUGCUGUUACACUGCCUAUGUAACAGAAUGGAUCUUAUUGCAUUAAUCCAACCAACUUUUUAGGAUUCAAUCCUGCAAGGUGCUGAGCACCUUCAACCCCCAUUUGAAGACUAGGAGUUGAGGGUUUGCAGCAUCUUGCACGAAUACUCAGAAUCUUGCAGGACCCGUCAAUUUUGCACAUUAUCUAAAGCUAUGGCAAAGAGAUGCUUUGAAGGCUGUCUGUACAUGGUUGGGUGUGUGAUAUUUUAUAAUUUAUUAAAUAUUGUUCUGAUAUAAGUAUCUACCUUGUAAUUCUAUCAUGAAAAAUCCAGGUUUAGAGGAUUUAUAUUUUGUGAACUCAGCUUGAUUUUUUUUCCACUACAAGUUAAUUGAAAUGUUGUAAAAUGUUCAAAUUUAAUACAAAUUUCAAAGAACAUUUUUUCCAGUGAAAAUCCUAUAAUACAUGGUAACUUCUAGUUCAUGUUACUAGAUCUAAGAGGCUGAAAUCCAUUGUGUGAAACAUUUUAAAUUUGAACCUUCUACAUAGCAUUAAAAGGUUCUUGAUACAGGAACAUGAACACUUUUUUUUUAUUGUUGCCUUGGUUUAUAAGUUUGACUGAACUCUGUACUGUAUCUGAAAUGUCAGGACCAUAUUGGUAUUGUCUAAUGUACUGAUUUUUUCUGAAGAAGCCUACAACUAGUAAUUUGAGAUAAAGAACUGUAAGAUAUAAAAGUGGACCAUUAGUGGGUUAUGAUUACUUCUGUACUGUUUACACAAUUCUUAAUGAAAGCUGGUAGAAUGUACUGCAUAAAUGAACCUCUUCAAAUUUAGCACUGGGGAGACACAAUUUCAGCAGUUGGCUGAUAUCCAGGAACUCUGGUUAAGAAUGAAUUUAUUAUGAAAUUCAGUUACUGUUGAAUUAUUAUUGCGAAAACAAUAAUAUAUGUGUAUGCUGGAAUAUUUCAAGAAACAUGUUUUUCUAUUAAGUGUACUGUCCUGGAGAUACAUGUUGUUAAAUGGGGAGAUUUAAUAAUUCUAUGUAGUUUGCUUAUGAUACAAGAGAAAUAAAACACACACUACUAUUUUAAAUUAUUGUUUAAAGUAAAUUAAAGUGAAUAUUAAUCUUGUUAAACUGGAACAAAAUUACAUUGGAACCAUAACUAAGAUGCCCAGGGACCACUGCAAAUGGCUGAUUUUAUUUAAAGUUACCUCCAAAUCAAUUUUGCUAAAAUGGAAAAACUAUUGUUUUAAAAAAUAUUUUUGUUAAAGGAUUUAUUUUUGUUUGUAAUGCUGUAGCUAUGUUGGUCCCAGGAUAUGAGAGAGACAAGGUGGAUGAGGUAAUAUCUUUUCCUGGAUCAACUUCUGCUGGUGGAAGGGACGAGCUUUUGAGUAUCAGAGUUCUUCAACCUGAGGAAGAGCUCUGUGAAACUUGAAAGCUUGUCCCUUUCACCAACAGAAGUUGGUCCAGGAAAAGAUAUUACCUCACCCACCUUGUGUCUCUGAGUUUAUGAUGUCUGGUCUGGGACUCUUAAAAUUUGUUCACAAGACACCAGAUGGUUACUUCCUUGCUCAUCAUUAAAAUACGAAUUUAUGGAAACUUUA
Molecule: messenger RNA, 7694 nt
Organism: Malaclemys terrapin pileata
Lineage: Eukaryota; Metazoa; Chordata; Testudines; Emydidae
Gene: SLC33A1
Product: solute carrier family 33 member 1
Exons: 6
Coding region: 570-2216 (548 amino acids)
Cellular component (GO): membrane
Molecular function (GO): acetyl-CoA transmembrane transporter activity
Source: RefSeq, a predicted model, not a curated record